Molecule: messenger RNA, 4577 nt
Organism: Calidris pugnax (ruff)
Lineage: Eukaryota; Metazoa; Chordata; Aves; Charadriiformes; Scolopacidae
Gene: QSOX2
Product: quiescin sulfhydryl oxidase 2
Exons: 12
Coding region: 11-2029 (672 amino acids)
Biological process (GO): protein folding
Cellular component (GO): Golgi membrane
Molecular function (GO): protein disulfide isomerase activity; flavin-dependent sulfhydryl oxidase activity
Source: RefSeq, a predicted model, not a curated record
GCGUCCCAACAUGGCGGCGGCGGGCGGCAGCGGGCCGCUGGUGCUGCUGGCCCUGCUGCUGGCGGCGGCGGCGGCACGGCUCUACCGGGCCGGGGAGGACCCGCUGACCGUGCUGGCGGCCGGCUCGGUGAGGCAGGCGCUGCUCAACUCCUCGGCCGCCUGGGUGGUGCAGUUCUACAGCUCGUCCUGCGGCCACUGCAUCGCCUUCGCCCCCACCUGGCGGGCCUUGGCGGGGGACGUUAAAGACUGGGAAUCUGCAAUUAGAGUUGGUGUGCUGGAUUGUGGGGAAGAAGAGAACUACGAGACGUGCAAAGAAUAUGGUAUUCACUAUUACCCGACUUUUAGGUACUUCAAAGCAUUUACAAAGCAGUUUACUACUGGAGAAAAUUACAAAGCAGGAGCAGAUCGAGAGCUGCAAACAGUUCGUCAGAUGAUGAUUGACUUCUUACAGAACCAUUCCCAAGAGUUGAGGCCUCCUGCUUGCCCUCCAUUGGAUCCAGUUUCGUCCAGCGAGAUUACUUCUCUUUUUGACAAGAACAGCCAUCAUUACACAGCCAUUGUGUUUGAGAGUAAUAAUUCCUAUGUUGGACGAGAGGUUAUCUUAGACUUGAUCCAGUAUGAAAACAUUGUUGUGAAGAGAGCGUUGAAUUUUGAUAAGCCUUUUCUUGAGAAACUUGGUAUCACCUCAGUCCCUUCAUGCUAUCUGGUACAUCCAAAUGGGUCCCGUGGAUUAAUUAACAAUUUGAAGCCUCUACGGUCUUUCUUUUCUUCAUAUUUAAAGUCGCUGCCAGGCGUAAGAAAAAAGCUUCUUUUGCCACUUCAGCUCCCUGUUCCAGAAAACAGAGAGGAGGGUACAGAAAUCAAAGUGUGGAAAGAGUUCGAUAAAUCCAAGCUGUACAUGGCUGACCUUGAGUCAGGAUUGCAUUACCUGCUCAGGGUAGAGCUCGCCACGCACAAGACACUUGAGGGAGCUGAGCUCAAGACCUUCAAGGAUUUUGUUACCGUCUCUGCCAAGCUUUUUCCUGGCCGUCAGCCUGUGGUGAAGUUGUUAGAGACCUUGCAAGAGUGGCUAGUGAGCCUUCCAUUAGACAAAAUCCCUUAUGAUGCUAUCCUAGAUCUGGUCAACAACAAAAUGCGGAUUUCUGGGAUAUUUCUCACUAAGAAAGUUCAGUGGGUUGGCUGUCAGGGCAGCAGACCCGAGCUGAGAGGUUAUACCUGUUCCCUUUGGAAGCUGUUUCACACCCUGACUGUUCAAGCUGCGCUGCGACCGAAAGCUUUGAUAAAUACAGGUCUUGAAGACAAUCCUCAAAUAGUGCUGCAGAUCAUGCGGAGAUACAUUCACCACUUUUUUGGAUGCAAGGCUUGUGCUCAGCAUUUUGAAGAAAUGGCUAAAGAGUCCAUGGAUUCUGUGAAGACCUUUGACCAGGCUGUUCUCUGGCUCUGGGAGAAGCACAACGUCGUGAAUAACAGGCUCGCAGGUGAUUUGACUGAAGAUCCGAAAUUUCCCAAAGUUCAGUGGCCAACUCCAGACAUUUGUCCUGCGUGUCAUGAAGAAAUUAAAGGAUUACACAGCUGGAAUGAAGCCCAAGUUCUACAGUUCAUGAAGCAUCACUAUAACGGUGAAAAUAUUCUAUAUAAAUACAUUCAAAGCCAGACUGACUCCAGUGAAGCCGACCAGGGUGAUGCAAGGGAGCUGAAGGACAAAAGCCUACUGAAGAAACCCAGUGGAAACAGAGAAAAUCAGAUCCAGGAUAAAGAGAAGAUCCUGGAUUCAGAAUCGAAGGCGUUAGAUAAGCUAAUAGCAAAUCACGGACCUGGCAAAGAUAGUGGUAAAAGUGCAGCUGAAGCUGCUGACCUUAAAGAGACGAAGCAGGCCCUGUCUUUCUUAGGGAUUGGAUUUUCCAACAUAGACAUGAGUCUGUGUGUCAUACUGUAUGUUGCAUCAUCCUUAUUUUUAAUGAUCAUGUACUUUUUUUUCCGAAUGAGAUCCAAGCGGUGGAAAGUGAAGUAUUAUCGUUCGUCUGUAUAGAAGUUUAAAUUGGAAACAAAGUUUUCAUUGUGUGUGGCUGUUCAGUACCAGAUACAGCUUUAAUAUUUAUGAUCAGGGAUUUUAUAUACAGUAUUCCUUGUAAAACCCCUUUGUUCCCAAGUAAUUUCACAAGUGUUCUAGCUUAAUAGAUGGAGCUCGCUGUAAGGACCUUAAUCUUUAACUGAGGCACAUAGUGCUAUCAUAAAAUGUCCAGUGAAGUAAGCAUUGCAUUUUUCAGUUAAAAUUUUUCCAUGACUUACCACCUACAUCCUUUACUCAUUUUCGGAGUAAACAUUACAUUAUGCAAUCAACUGUGCCUGGUUUUAGAAGGAAAUUGGAUAUUGUUUGGUGUACUUCAAGCCAGUUGUGUGUUUUUUUUUUUAAUUUAUCCAGAGGUGAUUUUACCUACCAGAGUACUGAACAGUUCUGCUGUUGCCUUGGCUGCUUCAUUUAGAGAAGCAAGAAUUCUGAUUAUUUUUUUUUUUUUUUUCAAGAAACAAGAGUUCUCUUCUGAUUAAAUCAAUUCCAAACCUAUGUGACUUUCUGAAGUAUUAUUUACACUGCAUAUUUAAAGUAGAAAGCAUUACAUGUUCAAAUGAGGCUUCCAUUCUCCCAUGCAUUCCAGCCAAGGAUGUGUGUGUCUCUGCUGGGAUGAGGUUUUUGGGGUGGUUUUUAUCUCAACAAGCAGCCUGGUUGUGAUUGCUAAUGGUGUCAUCUAUUUUAAUAGAGUUUAGAUGUAAGCAAGGCCAUGCUCAGACCCAGUGCUUCACUUGCUCCUGUUGGAUGUGUUAAUGGAGCAUUUUAGAUUACACACCUCACUCAUUUAUGAACCAGAACAGUAACUAAUUAUUGUGUUAUCCAGAUGGAAACCAAUUCUGAUGAACUCCAGUAAAGGGAAACCGUGUUUUUAGUGAAGGACAGGGAGACUCUGUUUGCAGUAUGACAAGCCAGAACAAAUUUACAGAUCUGGAAAGGCCAAGUUCCUUAUGAUGUUGGAGAACUCUACAAUAUAGUAAUUUUUCUUCUUGUAAGGUGAGGUUAACACUUCAUUUGGAACUUCUAGCUCUGAGCUCUCAGAGUAUCACCUGCAGGCUGUAAAGUUGUCUGCACAGGACCUAGAACAGCCCAUUUCUCUUGCCCUGCUGCUGGAGGGCUUCUGUUUGGGUCAGGAAGGGUUCAAUGGUGAAGUCCAAGAGCUGCUCCGUUCUGGGAUGUGGCAGCAACUGGGAACAUGGCAGUUGCCUUUACAGAUCUGUCUGGGGUCCUGGCUGGCAGCAAUUAGAAGAAACCAUGAAAACAGUUGUAAAAUUACCAUUUGAAAUGGGGAGUUCCUUUCUGAUCCUGGCUGUGGGAGAUAAUUCACGUCCUGGAUAGUGAAGUUUAUAAUCCUAUCCAAUGUAAUUGAGCAUGUUCUAGUUAUCCAUUACCUAAUCUUUAGUUAAUCCUAAUAGGUUUUGGCCUCAAUGUUUUCUUGUGGCAGUGAGUUCUACAGAUUAAUUAUGUUAUAUAAAAGGGCUUUUCCUUUCAAUUCUACAUUUGCAACUUUUAAUUUAAUUGACCGUUUGCUAGCUCUUCUGUUACGCGAGAAGGAAUAAAUAGUCCCUGGCCAACUCAUUCUAUUUAUACUGUUAGUGUGUCCUCCUCUUAUUUCCAUCGUAAGCCCUAGCAUAAAAAGUUUAAAGCCUAGCAACAAGAAUGGUCUAAAAGCACAAAAACUCAAACAGGGUUAUUUUUUCAUAAUCAAAUCUUGUUUGUUCACAAACCUGAACGUUUCUGACACGACUUGCUGCAGCUUCGAAGCUCAAUUUUGUUAUUCCAAUGGGAAGAUUUACUGUCCCUUGUUCCUUAAGUUUAUCAAAAUAACAUACACAUAAAGUAAUAACCUUCCGUAGUUAUUGUAAACAUGUGUCAGAGGCCAAAAAUUCUCCAUUCACAUGGCACUGUGAGUCUGAGCUGCGCAGAGCCGCGUUAUCUGUGGGUUUUUUCUUAAGCCAUCGUCGCUGUUUAUUGUACCCACCCGAUGGCUCCUGCUCUGGUGGGGGGAAACUUGACUCCCUGCUCUCUCCGUGAGGCUGGGACUGGUUCCUGCCUCCUGCUGAGCUGGGGGCACCUGUGGGCAACUGCUGCUGCCUCUGGUCUAGUGGGAAAACUCCUCUUUUGGUGUUAAAUCUGCGACAUUAAGUCAGUCGGUGCUUUUUAAGGACCCUCACUGCUCAGGAGUUCUGGCACAAGGAGUGAUCGUGCAUCUCAUUUCUUUAGGAAUUUAGGAGUCCCUCUCGUUAUCCGUAUAACACCUGGGCUUGAAUAGUGAAACAAUCUGUAAGGAACUGGAAAAACAGUGAACCAGGGGUGGAAGGUGGUCCAGGCCACUGGGAAGGUGGUGCCACUUGCUUUGUGCUGGAAUCCAGGGAGAGGUCCCAGGAGGAGGCUCGUUAAGAGGAAAGCCCAGAGCUUCCAAAUUUAGACUUGAAAAUCAGACAACUUUUGAGUGACCUAAGCUGGGGAGAUGCUGGUAUCAGCCAACAGGCAAGAAAGUUUUGCUUCUCAA